AUGCUCGCCCUCGAGCAUUCUCGUCGUCAACAGUUUGACCCAGCGUACGACUUCGAGCAAAGCAUUCAAGCGCCCUUCCCCAGCCUGACCAUGGAUACCUACGACUCGACGGAACCCAUGAUCAACUUCCACCCUCUCCCAUACUCGUUCUUUGACAACCCGUCCAUGUUCGCGACGGCACCCAUGCAAGCCCUCAAGCAAGAGAUGCCGCCAUUUCAGGAUCUGCCGCCGGCUCUGAUUUCGUCGGGUUCGGCACCAUCAAUCCCCAGCGCCUCGUCCUCGACGGUCGGUUCUCCAUACUCGGGCCCGUCCCACACCAUCCCGUGUCAAGAUGGCAUUGACCGCACGGUUUCUUCCUUUGGAUUGGGCGUCAUGCCAGCUAUCGUCAAUCACGAGGCCUUUUCGCAAGAUGUCCUGGGAACUUCCAUGGAAGCCGAGCUGUCAUUGGGGAGCCACGAAAAGCUCCCCGACAGUUUUGUGGAUCCGUCCUUGAUCCACGCUUCCAGACCAUAUGGCGACGCGGUCUUUGCUGACCAUGGGGUCUUUGCACCCAGCCUGCACUCCUUCACCACCACAUCCCCCUCAGGCUCACCAGCUCCAUCACCUCAACCAUACGGCGUCUAUCCUGCACCUCAAUUCUCUGAACCCAUCACAAACACCACCUACUAUCAACAGCAGCACUAUAUGAGCCGGCGACCUUCCCUCGCGUCCUACGUGUCUGCUGUCUCACAUCCAAGCCCGGCCUCGGAAAUUGAUGAUGAUGGCCGGGACAAGGGCCGAUGCCCACAUCCUGAAUGCGGAAAAGUCUUCAAGGACUUGAAGGCUCACAUGUUGACACACCAAGCCGAACGGCCGGAGAAGUGCCCUAUCUUGACCUGCGAAUACAAUCAGAAAGGAUUCGCACGCAAGUACGACAAGAAUCGGCACACCUUGACCCAUUACAAAGGCACCAUGGUCUGCGGAUUUUGCCCUGGUUCAGGCUCUCCGGCUGAGAAGAGCUUUAACCGAGCCGAUGUCUUUAAGCGACACUUGACUUCGGUCCACGGCGUCGAGCAGACACCACCCAACAGCCGAAAGCGCAGCCCAUCGGCAAACAACCGAAAGCUCUCCAGUUACUGCCAAGAUGCCACAGGCAAGUGCUCCACCUGCUCGGCAACAUUCAACAACGCUCAAGACUUUUACGAGCAUCUUGAUGACUGCGUGCUGCGUGUGGUGCAACAAGAGGAGCCUUCAGAGGCUGUAAAUGUCCAGCAUCUCUCACAAAUUAGCAACGACAAGGACGUCCAAGAAACCCUGGACCGCCACAUGAUCAAGACGGAGGAUGCUUCCACUAGCUUUGACGAUGAAGAUGACGAGGACGACGAAGAUGACGAAGACGAUGAUGAGGACGAUGACCCGUCAUUCAAUAGUCGAUCUGGCAAAGGCGCACUCAAAUCCCACAAGGCUCCUGCAUCGGCACGAGCAAUUAUCGGGGGCGGUGUCUCCAAACCGGGCAAGUCUUCGAAGAAAGGCAUGACAUGGUCCAAAGGCGGAGUGGCUCUCGCCGGCAAAGGCCGCAAGAAGAGAAAGCACUACCCGCCGUCCUGGGGCAUGUCCGCUGAGAAGAUGCGCAUGAAGAAGCGCGUGCUUUGCGUUUAUGACGGCCCGCGGCGCCUAUGGAAAGACGACAUGAUGCUCCACAAUGAGUUUGAGGUUCGGCUGCCUCUGGCCGAUUGCAAGAGCUAUGUCACCGACCUCGACAUCGAGACCCUCAAGCGAGCUGAGGCUUUGCACAACGCCACAGUCGAAGAGAAGGGUCCGUGGAUUCCGACAACAGAGGACGGUGGUCAAGGUUUCGACCUCAAUACCCUAAUGGCCUAA
Messenger RNA from Cladophialophora psammophila CBS 110553, 1860 nucleotides. RefSeq lists its product as uncharacterized. The coding region runs from base 1 to 1860 and encodes 619 amino acids. The transcript has 2 exons. The record is from RefSeq and is a predicted model, not a curated record. NCBI's taxonomy places the organism in Eukaryota, Fungi, Ascomycota, Eurotiomycetes, Chaetothyriales, Herpotrichiellaceae. Gene Ontology annotation, biological process: regulation of transcription by RNA polymerase II. Gene Ontology annotation, cellular component: nucleus.